Molecule: messenger RNA, 2404 nt
Organism: Alosa sapidissima (American shad)
Lineage: Eukaryota; Metazoa; Chordata; Actinopteri; Clupeiformes; Clupeidae
Exons: 10
Coding region: 25-1830 (601 amino acids)
Biological process (GO): T cell activation; positive regulation of ERK1 and ERK2 cascade; interleukin-15-mediated signaling pathway
Cellular component (GO): membrane raft; external side of plasma membrane
Molecular function (GO): MHC class II protein binding; protein tyrosine kinase binding
Source: RefSeq, a predicted model, not a curated record
CACCCUUUGAAAAAAGUAACAUAUAUGUCAGUCAUGAUGCCACAUGCUGCAGAUUUAGCAGGGACAGCAGGGGUUCUGUACACUAUUGUAUUAGCACCACCACUGCAGCCAAAGAAACCUCUCUACAGCAACGCUGUCAUGGUUGUGGACAAAAAAACAUCACAGAUUUUCUGCAUCACCACUCUCCUCUUCACGGGUGUACUAGGCCUACAUGGACAUUACUUCUCGGACAGAUAUAUCUAUGCAGCUGCUGGAGGUCAUGUGUCCUUGCCAUGUACGGGCAUGCUUAUACCUGGUUGCCGUGACACCGUAUGGAACUACAGCAGCCCACAAGGUGAAACAGUUGAGGUGGUGACAGUUGGGAAGGUCAGAACAGACAUCACAAAGAGAGCUGGGAAAAUGAGCGUUGAUGAAGACUGCACACUGAACAUUGCUAAUGUCACCGCUGAAGAUACUGGAGAAUACUAUUGUGGUCCAGGGGGUGGAGAGACUUAUCUCUCCGUCUUAGACAUCUCUGCAUCUCCAUCAAUCUCUAACAAUGGGACGGACGGUGAUGUCACUCUCUCCUGCCACUUGCAUACCCAUGAGGGCUGUGAAAAAGGCUCUUCUACUAACAAGAUUCAUCUGAGCUGGAUAGAUGAGGAAGGCUUUCCACUGCAAGAAUCCGCUGACCGCCAGAUCCAAAACCCAUCUGCCUGUCACACCACACUCAAAGAGUCGCACCUUCACCAAAGGGAGAAAACAUGGAGUUGCCAACUGACCACCAGAUGGGGAUGGCUUAAAAUUGUAGCCACGUACACAAUGUUAGCAACUCCUACCCCAGAUCCAACCGAAGGGUCCGUGGGAUUUACGAUGGAAUCUGACGAAUUGGAAAAAGCAAAGGAAGAGAAAUCCACGGCAUUUUUAGGUGUAAUAUUCCCACAUAGACAUUACUUCUGGGACAGAUAUAUCUAUGCAGCUGCUGGAGGGCAUGUGUCCUUGCCAUGUACGGACAUGUUAAUAUCUGGCUGCGGUAACUUCGUAUGGAACUACACCAGCCCACAAGGUGAAACAGUUGAGCUGAUGACAGUUGAACAUAAGACAGUCAUAAUAUCCAGCAGCCCACCCGGUGAAACAGAUCUUGUGUGGUCAAUUGGCGAAGUCAGAAGACACAUCAUCACAAAGAGACCUGGGAAAAUUAGCGUUGAUGAAGAUUGCAUACUGAACAUUGCUAAUGUCACCGCUGAAGAUACUGGAGAAUACUAUUGUGGUCCAGGGGGUGGAGCGACUUAUCUCUCCGUCUUAGACAUCUCUGCAUCUCCAUCAAUCUCUAACAAUGGGACGGACGGUGAUGUCACUCUCUCCUGCCACUUGCAUACCCAUGAGGGCUGUGAAAAAGGCUCUUCUACUGACAAGAUUCAUCUGAGCUGGAUAGAUGAGGAAGGCUUUCCACUGCAAGAAUCCGCUGACCGCCAGAUCCAAAACCCAUCUGCCUGUCACACCACACUCAAAGAGUCGCACCUUUACCAAAGGGAGAAGACAUGGAGGUGCCAACUGACCACCAGAUGGGGAUGGCUUAAAAUUGUAGCCACGUACACAAUGUUAGCAACUCCUACCCCAGAACCAACCGAAGGGUCCGUGGGAUUUACGAUGGAAUCUGACGAAUUGAAAAAUUCAAAGGAAGGGAAAUCCACAGCAUCUUUAGCAACUCCUACCCCAGAUCCAACCGAAGGGUCCGUGGGAUUUACGAUGGAAUCUGACGAAUUGGAAAAAGCAAAGGAAGAGAAAUCCACGGCAUUUUUAGCAAAACAUCCCAGACCACGCAGGCUUCGCAGGGAACGAGGAAACUGACCGACUCUUCGCUACACUUGCCACCAGACCUGCCCCUCUUCUGCUAUGAUGUCUGCUGGUCAACGGUGGGGGCCCAAAAGACCAUCAAUCCCUUGUGUACCAUUUUCAGGACAGGUGCAUGAGUUUGUUUUGUGUUUUAUAUGCAUCAUUUAUGCCAUUUAGCCUAUGAUAUUAACAAUUUUGCCAAAUAGAAAACAAGAAAACAUCUCAUCUGCAAAGGAAUCAUUAUGUAUAGCCAGUGAUGUCAUGGGUUGUUGGUAUAGUCUACAUUAAGCCAAUUUGGUGGACUAGACUAACCUGUAAUAUUAAUGUUGGGUUACACACUGAGAAACAGAUAGAUGGCCACCUCAGUAUCUCUUCUUCCGAGUAACAUGGUGAAAUGUUCUGAUGCCCCUCUAUGUUCAGUUGCUUAGGUAGCCACAAGGGGGCAGAAAAACUCCUUGACCAAUCCUUGGCUACUUGUGAGAAUAAAAAAAAUGUAUUUUUGGAAUAAAAGUUCUGCAUUUUUUAUUUUACAGAAGCAUAUUGGUUAUCUGAAUUAGCAAAAUAAUAAACCUGUAAAUUCUGAACAGCU